UUUAUCCAGUGACCCGGAUGUUGAUUAGGGCUGCGUGGAUCCGGACCACGCUGCUGGUAACGCUACGGCUAUGGACACAUUUGAGUUGUUUCGUAAACUCGGAGCUGGAGCGAAAUUUGAUUUGAAGAGAUUUGGUCAAGACGCCGCUCGGUUUAAGGUGUCCAGAUCUCAGGGAGAGGAAAACACUUCUGAUCGUCUUUCUGUGAUCGACUACUUUGGUGCAGGAUCAGCUAAUGGAGCCCAGAGUGAUGAAGAAGGGAGCGGAGAUAACGAAAAAGGGGGCAGAAGGAAGCGCAAAGAGGAGGUGAAAGAUGUAAAGCUGAAGAAGAAACGGGCUAAAAGAAAUCAGGGAGAACUGGAAGCUGGUGGCAGACAGCCGAACAAAGAAAGCUCGGUCACGUGGACGUCCUCGCUGGAGGAAAACCAAAGUGAUGGGAAAGAGAAGUCCUCGUUGAGGAGGUUGAAACACCUACAUCAGGAAAAGGUGAAUCGUAUUCGCACCGAACACCGUAUCAACGUGCACGGCUGCGACGUCCCUGACCCCGUGUGUACGUUUGAGGAGCUGCAAUCGGAGUAUCGUCUCAACCCGUGUAUUCUCCAGAACCUCAAAGAUGCGGGACUGAACGCUCCAACGCCGAUCCAGAUGCAGGCGAUACCUCUCAUGAUGCAUGGUCGGGAGCUCUUGGCGUGCGCUCCGACGGGAUCAGGAAAAACGCUGGCGUUCUCACUCCCUCUACUAGCGCACCUUCAGCAGCCUGCAAAUCUGGGCUUCAGAGCCCUGAUCAUCUCCCCGACCAGAGAACUGGCCAGCCAGACCUACAGAGAACUGCUCCGCUUGUCAGAGGGAGUUGGCUUCAGGGUUCACAUCAUUGAUAAAGCUUCCCUCGCUGCCAAGAAAUAUGGACCCCAGUCAAACAAGAAAUACGAUAUUCUUGUCAGCACUCCAAACAGACUCAUCUACCUUCUGAAGCAGGAUCCUCCCGCUGUAGACCUCAGCAGCGUGGAGUGGCUGGUGGUGGACGAGUCCGAUAAGCUGUUUGAGGGCGGUAAGACGGGCUUCAGAGAGCAGCUGGCCACGGUUUUUCUCGCCUGCUCCGGAGCAAAGGUGCGCAGGGCUUUCUUCAGCGCCACGUGCACGUCGGAGGUGGAACAGUGGUGCCGACUCAACCUGGACAACCUGGUUUCUGUCAACAUUGGCCACAGGAACACGGCGGUGGAGACGGUGGAACAAGAGCUGCUUUUUGUCGGAACGGAGAACGGGAAGCUCGUUGCCGUGAGGGACAUCAUUAAAAAAGGUUUCCUGCCUCCCAUGCUGGUGUUUGUUCAGUCUAUAGAACGAGCUCGGGAGCUCUUCCAUGAGCUGGUUUACGAAGGCAUCAACGUUGACGUGAUCCACGCCGAGCGUACGCAGCAGCAGAGGGACAACGUGGUGAACAGCUUCCGCUCCGGUAAGAUUUGGGUGUUGAUCUGCACGGCUCUGCUCGCCAGAGGAAUCGACUUCAAAGGAGUGAACCUCGUGCUGAAUUACGACUUUCCCACCAGCUCUGUGGAGUACAUUCACCGAAUCGGUCGCACUGGCAGAGCGGGACAUCGGGGCAAGGCCAUCACCUUGUUCACAGAGAACGACAAGCCGCUGCUUCGCAGCAUAGCUAAUGUCAUAAAACAAGCUGGCUGUCCAGUACCGGACUACAUGAUAGGCUUCAAGAAAAUACACAGCAAAGUAAAGCGAAGGCUUGAGAAGAAACCUCCCAGGAGAACCACCAUUUGCACGACUCCUCGCUUUCUGAUGAAGAAAAAGGGCAAAGAGCAGAAAACCGGACAAAAGCGAGCAGCGAGUGGGACGCAGAAAGGAGAGGCUGAAGCUCCACAGCAGCAGAGAGCGCUUAAGAAGAGGAAAGGAGGAGCAGGACCACUCACAGAAGCAACGCAGAAGAUGGUGUCAGGAGUUAAAGCUAAAAAGAAAAAGGGGACACGAAAGAGGGACGGAAGAACAGUGGUACAAACAGACCACUAAGAAGAUGAAUAUGGACUUUGGUCUUUAAUUUAAUCAAAAUUCAACAGUUUAUUAUUUUCACAUUUGUACUUUGUCGGAGUAAAAAUAAACUGUUAUGUUACUUUAG
Nothobranchius furzeri (turquoise killifish) is the source of this 2120-nucleotide messenger RNA. RefSeq names its product DEAD (Asp-Glu-Ala-Asp) box polypeptide 52 (gene ddx52). Gene Ontology annotation, molecular function: nucleic acid binding; RNA helicase activity; ATP binding. The record is from RefSeq and is a predicted model, not a curated record. Lineage: Eukaryota; Metazoa; Chordata; Actinopteri; Cyprinodontiformes; Nothobranchiidae. Gene Ontology annotation, biological process: maturation of SSU-rRNA.